Molecule: messenger RNA, 1707 nt
Organism: Thyridium curvatum
Lineage: Eukaryota; Fungi; Ascomycota; Sordariomycetes; Thyridiales; Thyridiaceae
Exons: 7
Coding region: 1-1707 (568 amino acids)
Cellular component (GO): cytosol
Molecular function (GO): transaminase activity; pyridoxal phosphate binding
Source: RefSeq, a predicted model, not a curated record
AUGACCACCCUAGACGCCGACAACGUGCAUUCUAUUCGAGACAAUGAUGAUUUUGAGGCCAAGACGCUCUCGGAUUCCUCAUACGCUUGCAGUGCGGCAGCCCAUCCUGCAAGCAGACCUCCACACUACGGUACCUACAUCGGAACGCGUCACACAUCCGUGUUCGGAACUUUCAAGAUGUCCUGUGUCAAUAGAUUGAAGAUGCCGUCUACAGCCCUUCGAAGGGCCAUUGCCCAGAAGGAGCCUGCACGCUCAUUCGGCAGGAAGAUGGCCUACGCCACGAUGGCUGCGAUUAAUGUCCAGUCGCCCGACGUGCCUCCCUCCGAGAGGAGAGUGUCCAAGGGAACAAAUGAGCGACCGCGACAAAGCGCUGUAUUGCACCGGUCACUGAAGUCUCCCCCACCUCAAGUUGUAUCUGCGAAGGGGAAGUAUCUAACCUUCUCUGAUGGCACCGAGAUUCUGGACUCAACGUGCGGGGCUGCCGUUGCUUGCAUCGGCUACCAGAACGAGCGGGUGAAGAAAGCGAUGGUCGACCAGAUCGACAAGUUCUCGUAUUGCAACUCCAUGCUCUUCGGACACGCUAUCGGAGAGGAGCUGGCAGAUGAACUGAUAGCGGGCACCAAAGGUGUAAUGUCAAAGGCAUACGUUAUGUGCUCUGGAUCGGAAGCGAUGGAGUCCGCUAUGAAAAUGGCACGCCAAUACUUUAUGGAACUCAACCCAAAGGAGGAACAGAGAACCAACUUCAUCGCUCGCGAGGGCUCCUACCACGGGACAACACUCGGUGCCUUGGCAAUGAGUGGGCAUGUGGGACGACGACACCUAUUCAAACCCCUGCUUCUGCCAAACGUUCAUCGGGUUUCGGCUUGCAAUGCCUAUCGUGGCAUGAGGGAGGGUCAGACGACGGAAGAGUACGUAGCACAGCUGGCAGCCGAACUUGAUAGAAAGUUCCAAGAAGUAGGCCCAGAUACCGUGUGCGCCUUUGUUGCAGAGCCGGUGGUUGGAGCGACACUGGGAUGUGUUCCUUCGGUCCCCGGCUACUUCAAAGCGAUGAAGCAAGUCUGUGAGAAAUAUGGAGCACUUCUUAUACUCGAUGAGGUGAUGUCCGGUAUGGGUCGAUCUGGCACAUUACAUGCCUGGGAACAGGAGGGUGUGACACCAGAUAUCCAGACUCUUGCCAAAGGCCUUGGUGGAGGUUACGCGUCCGUUGCGGCCAUGAUGAUCAAUCAUCGCGUGGCCGAUGUGCUAACGGCUGGCACUGGAGCUUUCUCCCACGGCCACACCUAUCAAGGGCAUCCAGUGGCUUGUGCUGCGGCCUUGGAGGUCCAGCGCAUUGUCCGGGAGGACAACCUUGUAUCCAAUGUCAAGCAACAGGGAGAGCUACUUGGAAAGCUGUUGCACGAAUAUCUCGACGACCAUCCGUUUGUGGGCAAUGUCCGCGGUAAAGGCCUGUUCUGGGGGAUCGAGUUGGUUUCAGACAAGAAGACGAAAGAGCCAUUCCCGCCCUCUGCUGCGAUCUCCAACGCCAUCUUCCUUAAGGGGUUGAAAGAAUUCGGGAUCAGCGUUUAUCCAGGCCAGGGGACGAAGAAUGGCGUAGAUGGCGAUCACGUUCUGCUGGCACCUGCAUACACAAGCACAACCGAGGAGAUUCAGGACAUUGCGACCAGGAUGAAGCAAACAAUUCAUCAAACGUUUGCUUCGUUGAGUUGA